Molecule: messenger RNA, 1047 nt
Organism: Cavenderia fasciculata
Lineage: Eukaryota; Evosea; Eumycetozoa; Acytosteliales; Cavenderiaceae
Exons: 3
Coding region: 1-1047 (348 amino acids)
Source: RefSeq, a predicted model, not a curated record
AUGGUAGAGACAACAAAUUAUAAUUCAGAUUGCAAUCCAACAACUUCAACAACCAUUGUUAAAAGUCCAUGUGCCAAUAACAACCAAGUAGAGCAAAAACAACUUGUUUCAAGCUCGCCAACUAGACGUUCUCAAACUCAAACUCCUCCUCUACCAACUUCUACUACUACUCCUACACCAAUUUAUUAUCAACAACAAGGGCAAGUACACCAACAACAAGUACAAGUACACCAACCACAACCUAUUCGCCAACAACCUCAACAUUAUUAUAUUGGUGUUCCAGUCACCCACCAAAAACCCUCGUCUCCGUCCUACUAUGUUCCAGAAUUGUCGUCCUCGCCACCCCUCGAGCCACAAUAUUAUACUCCAUCCACGUCACCCAACCCAUGCCAAUAUUACGUGCCUGCUCAACAUCACCAUCACCACAAACAACAACAUCAACCAACACAACAACCUCAACAACAACAACAACCACCACAUGGUUAUUAUUAUUAUGUGGCAACUCCUCCUAACGGAGCUCCAACAAUGAUUCAAGAACAAUAUUAUCAUAAAUCAUCAUCAUCACCAAACUCUGUACAAAAUCAAGUGUCCCAACAACCACAACCUCAACCUCAACCACAUCAUCAUCAUCAACAAUUGUAUCAUGUUCCACAAAAGAGUGUUUACUCUCAACAACAACAACAAGUAUCUUAUCAUCCAACUGCACAUGUAAUGUAUUCUCAACAACAACAACAACAACAACAACAACAAUAUCAAACAUUUUCUCACCAACAUGGAAACAACACAUCUGCUGUUCCAAUAUACAACUCGAACCAUAUUAAAUCAGCAGCGGUCGAUUCAUUCCAUGGCUUUUCAUUAUACUCUAAUAAUAAUAAUCAAAAUUCAACGACUGUACCAUCUCUUUAUCAACCCACACCAACCUAUUAUACCCAUUCGAUUCCAACAUCAACCCAUACCUCCCCACUAACAGUAGCAAAGUAUCCACCCACAAUAUUGGUUGAUGAAUCCAUUGAUCGUGCUGCUGCUGCUUGCCAAUUUGAGCAAUGA